CCAGAAUAGUUUAAAAAGAAAAAAGAAAAAGAAAUUGUUAAUGGACACCCAAAAUUGGGAAAAAUAAAUCAGUUGAAAACUAACGACAAAAACGGUGGCAUCGCGCAGAUCGAAUCAAGCUUUGCAAAGUCCCUGCUACACUUUUGCUACUAUGGGGUCGAUCCUCAGAUGGAAACCGGUCAAUCUCAUACUUUUCGCACAAUUUUGCGUUUCUCUUCUCCUUCCGGCUCUUGCGGUUUCGUCAGGGUCUAGCGACGGUCACAGCAUCAAUGGUCGAGUGAAGAUCGGAGGUUUGGGUAUAAAAGGAUUUGGUCUUCCUGGAAAACUAUCUAGUGUCAAAGUUGUACUCAAUGGUGGCCAAAACAUCACUUUUCUCAGGCCUGAUGGAUAUUUUUCAUUUCACAACGUGCCAGCAGGAACUCAUUUAAUUGAAGUGGCUGCAAUCGGCUAUUUCUUUUCUCCAGUCCGAGUUGACGUUAGUGCCAGAUUCCCUGGCAAGGUUCAGGCAGCUUUGACAGAGAACAGAAGGGGCCUGAAUGAGUUGGUAUUGGAGCCAAUGAGAGAUGAACAAUAUUAUGAGAUUAGAGAACCUUUCUCGAUAAUGUCUGUUGUCAAAAGCCCAAUGGGUCUUAUGGUGGGAUUUAUGCUGGUGGUCAUGUUCCUGAUGCCCAAAUUAAUGGAGAACAUGGAUCCUGAGGAAAUGAGGCGAGCACAAGAAGAAAUGAGGCAACAAGGGGUUCCUUCCCUGGCAAGCUUAUUGCCAGGAGCACAGAGGGGCUCAUAGAUAGGAGCCUUUAUUCAAAUUGGGCUAAUUCACUCCAGGUCAGGAGCUGAAGAAUCCUGCAGCAUUGUGAUUGAGAGGCUUUAUUGGUGUCCCAGUGGAAUGUCCAAGCAGACAAUUAGCAAUUAGUUUCUCAGCAUACACUGAUAAUUCACUUUUUCCGCCAGUUUAAAAGAUGCAACUUCUUUGUUUACAUUACUAGCGAUAGACUUUCAUGGAAGACUUACACUAGCAAUGUUGGAUUAUGAUCUUAAAGAUAGUUUUCCAAAUAUCCUUAUUUUGUUUA
Messenger RNA from Ricinus communis (castor bean), 1067 nucleotides. RefSeq names its product ER membrane protein complex subunit 7 homolog. The transcript is spliced from 7 exons. Gene Ontology annotation, cellular component: EMC complex. Lineage: Eukaryota; Viridiplantae; Streptophyta; Magnoliopsida; Malpighiales; Euphorbiaceae. Bases 152 to 784 code for a protein of 210 amino acids. Gene Ontology annotation, molecular function: carbohydrate binding. The record is from RefSeq and is a predicted model, not a curated record.